Molecule: messenger RNA, 5351 nt
Organism: Poeciliopsis prolifica (blackstripe livebearer)
Lineage: Eukaryota; Metazoa; Chordata; Actinopteri; Cyprinodontiformes; Poeciliidae
Gene: ctnnd2a
Product: catenin (cadherin-associated protein), delta 2a
Exons: 25
Coding region: 404-4276 (1290 amino acids)
Biological process (GO): cell-cell junction assembly; cell-cell adhesion; dendritic spine morphogenesis
Cellular component (GO): postsynaptic density; nucleus; plasma membrane
Molecular function (GO): cadherin binding
Source: RefSeq, a predicted model, not a curated record
CUCUCCGGUGGCGUUGCCUCCGUGUCGCUGCAGUGCUUUGCUGCGCUCCCUGCCGAUCCGUCUUUCUUUCUUCUCCUCUUUUACACGCGGCUCAUCUCUUCCUUCUUUCUCACCUGCGUGCCCCCCCGUCCCCCGCGUCUCCUUUCCCCUCCUCCCCGUUUUCUUCCCCUUCCUCCCUGCGGAUGCCUUCAGCCUCUCGCACCCCACCCGCACGCACUCGGCAUCCCGGCAAAUGGUCCCUCCAUCCACAGUGACUGUGGACGCAGGACGCAGAGAAGAGGCGCACCUUUCCGUUUUGAUCUGAUCCGAGCAUCACUGCGGAUUGACUUGGAAGAGGGGCGGAUCGGGGACCCUUGGGUAAAGAGCAGAAGCUUGAAAGCGCGGCCAAAAAUCUUACUUGGCAAUGCCGGUGCCAGACCAGCCAGCGGAACAGGAGAAGGGGGCGAUGGUUGCCCCCGUGAUGCCUGCCUCCAACGGCGACAGACCUGAGACGGAGACCACCUCAUCCAUCCUCGCGUCUGUCAAAGAGCAGGAGCUUCAGUUUGAACGUCUGACCAGAGAACUUGAAGCUGAACGUCAGAUUGUUGCCACCCAGCUGGAGAGAUGCAAGCUGGGAUCGGAUGCAGGCAGCAUGAGCAGCAUCAGCUCCACAGAUGAACAGUUUCGCUGGAAUGCUCAAGCAGAUGGACAAAAGGACAUCGAGGAUGAGUUAACGACUGGUUUAGAGUUAGUCGAUUCUUGCAUUCGCUCUCUACAGGAAUCAGGAAUUCUUGAUAGCGGAGAACGACCGGCUCUCCUUUCCCAGAGUUCCUUGCAGCUCAACUCCACCCCGGAGGCUUCGCUCCAGUACUCUGCCAGCUACCAUAGCAACCAGACCCUCGCCCUCAGCGACAGCAUUUCUGCAGCAACUCCUCAGCGCAGCGGGCAGGUUGGGGGAGCCGUGCACAGCUACAACCAGGUGACAUCUAGUCGUGCAGCCCAGCAGCAACAAUCACAAACUGGAGCAGGAUCAGGAAUUUACUACUCCAGCUCUACUUUACCUGCUCAGCGGGUCAGUUCCCCCCUUUCUGGGGGAGGAGGCUCAGGGUCAGGCUCUCCCAGCAAACACCAGCGUUUGGGAUCAGCCUCCGACACGCCAGGUUAUUCCACUACCCAACGCCUGCCUUCCUCUUCCCCCUCUUCCUCUCCCAGCAAACAGUCUCCUGCUAACCGACUGGCCAAGUCAUACAGUAGUACGGUUGCUGUAACAACAGCAGGAGGUGGGUCACCACUGAGGGUUGCAUCUCCGCCAAAUUCUACAGCAACAGGAGGAGGGAACAGUUCAUCAUCGUCCCCUCUUCACCAGAUGAGUUCUGGCAUAGGGAGCUAUGCCACUUUGUCUCCUAAGCGUCUGGCAGCUCACCACGCCUCCGACCAAUACAAGAUCUCUCACGAGCUCUACGCUACUGCUACACUACAGAGACCCGGCAGUCUGGCAGGCUCUCGUGGCUCCUACAGUAGUCAACACAGUCAAGAAGCUCUUCGGCCCUUAGGGUCCCCCGAGCACCACAUAGAUCCUAUCUAUGAGGAACGUGUCUAUCACAACAAGGGCCCUAUGAGGAGCCUUAGUCAGAGCCAGGGACCAGAUACAGGCCCCUACCGCAACAACACUGAACUGAUGAUGCAUGUCCAUAGCCAUGUCCGUGACCUAAGUUAUGUCCUUUGUCCCUACUUUGCCCCCAUAGCACCCUCUUCCCCUGGUGUCGACUCCACCCCUUUGCAGCGAACAGGGAGUCACGGCACUGGCACAGGUAGCUACAGCCGUGGUGGGACCAACAACUAUGCCACGGUGGGGCCAGGAUACACUUCAAGCGCUGGUGGAGGAGGCGUAGAUGUUUACGGGUCAGACCCUUACGUGGCAGACCCCUACCGCACCCUGCAGUACUGCCCCUCGGUGGUGGAAUCUCCUUACAGCAAGUCUGGGCCGGCCCUACCGCCUGAAGGAAGCCUGCAGCGUUCACCUUCCAUCGACUCCAUUCAGAAAGACCCAAGAGAGUUUGGGUGGAGAGAUCCGGAGCUGCCAGAGGUGAUCCAGAUGUUACAACACCAGUUCCCGUCGGUGCAGUCCAAUGCUGCAGCUUACCUGCAGCAUCUGUGCUUCGGAGACAACAAGAUUAAAGCUGAGAUCCGUAGACAGGGAGGCAUCCAGCUGUUGGUUGAUCUGCUGGAUCACAGGAUGAGUGAAGUUCAUCGGAGCGCUUGUGGAGCUUUAAGGAAUCUGGUAUAUGGCAAAGCCAAUGAUGAGAACAAAGUGACCCUGAAGAACUGUGGGGGGAUUCCUGCUUUGGUCCGUCUGCUUAGGAAGACUGGGGAUGUGGAAAUCAGAGAGCUUGUAACAGGUGUGCUGUGGAACCUGUCAUCAUGUGACGCCCUGAAGAUGCCGAUUAUCCAAGAUGCACUGGCAGUUCUGACCAACAGCGUCAUCAUACCGCACUCCAACUGGGACUCUUCUCCUGGUCACCUUGAUGAUCGCAAAAUCCACCUUCAUACUUCCCAGGUGCUGCGUAAUGCUACAGGCUGUCUCAGAAAUGUAAGCUCAGCAGGUGAGGAAGCACGACGGAGAAUGAGAGAGUGUGACGGCCUUACAGAUGCUCUGCUCUACGUUAUCCAGAUCUCCUUGGGGAGCAGUGAGAUCGACAGCAAGACUGUAGAGAACUGUGUUUGUAUUCUGAGGAAUCUGUCAUACAGACUAGCUGCUGAGACAUCCCACGGCCAGCAAGGUGGUCUGGAAGAGCUGGAUGGGCUGCUUUGUGAUGCAAAUGGAUGUGAAGGGGAGAGCUCUGGUUGCUGGGGGAAGAAGAAGAAGAAAAAGAAGGGAGUUGAGCAGUGGGAUGGUGUGAGUCCCUUUCCCGACACAGCCGAGCCUCCUAAAGGGGUUCAGAUGUUGUGGCACCCCACCAUUGUCAAGCCAUACCUCACUCUGCUUUCUGAAUGCUCAAAUCCCGACACGCUCGAAGGCGCCGCUGGAGCCCUACAGAACCUUGCUGCAGGCAGCUGGAAGUGGUCAGUGUACAUUCGGGCCGCUGUCCGUAAGGAGAAAGGCCUUCCCAUUCUGGUGGAGCUACUGAGGAUAGACAAUGACAAAGUAGUUUGUGCUGUCGCCACAGCUCUCCGAAAUAUGGCCCUGGACAUCAGGAAUAAGGAGCUUAUAGGGAAAUAUGCCAUGAGAGAUUUGAUCCAUCGGCUACCGGGCAGUAGUAGCAGCAGCAACAAUAACACCACCAGCAUUGGAACGUCAGGCAAUACUGGAACUCCCAGCAAGGCCAUGUCAGACGAUACGGUAACUGCCAUAUGCUGCGCACUACAUGAAGUGAUAACCAAGAAUAUGGAGAACGCAAAAGCUCUACGUGAUUCUGGCGGGAUUGAAAAACUCAUCGGCAUUGCCCGCAGCAAAGGAGACAAACACUCAGCAAAAGUGGUAAAAGCAGCCUCUCAAGUCCUCAGCAGUAUGUGGCAGUACAGAGACCUGCGCUCCCUCUACAAAAAGGAUGGCUACUCCCAGCAUCAUUUUGUGGGUUCUGCCUCAACAAUAGAGAGGGACAGACAGAGGCCCUACUCUUCUUCACGAACUCCCUCCGUUUCUCCCGUCAGGACAUCCCCAAAUAACCGCUCCGCAAGCGCUCCUGCCUCCCCCAGAGAGAUGACGAGUUUGAAGGAACGCAAGAUCGACUAUGAUUCCACGGCAACCAACGCUGGUUUCCAUAGCAACAAAGGAGAGCAUACAUCCCGGAAAGACGGCAUGGCAGUUCAAGUCUCCUGUGGGUCAUCUACGUUGUUCCGAAACUCUUACCUGACUGCCAGCGAUGAAAUCAAGCAAAACCAGAGUCCAGCCCCGCCCUGUGUUGUGCCCCCUCUGCCCCAGCAGGACAGCCCGUCAGCAACCAUGCUAAAAGACUACGACCUCUACCCCCCUCCUCCCUCAUUCCCCCAGCCACAGCCACCACAGCCUCCAUCUCACAGCCAGAGUCGGAGCUUCGACGAGGCCUACUACGACGAUCCAGGACCGCCGCCUGCGCCGUCGCAGCCGCAGCUGCAGGCGCAGGCCCAGCCUCAGGCCCAACCCCAGCCGCCUCCAAACGCCACCGGACCACCGCGAGACCCCCGGGAGGACCUUCGAAUGCACCUGGGCCUCAAGUCGACUGGAAACUACGUAGACUUCUACUCAGCCUCACGGCCGUACAGCGAACUGAACUACGAGACAAGCCACUACCCGGCUUCGCCUGAUUCCUGGGUGUAGUUUGACCAUGACAAUGGGAGGGAGGGAGCAGGAGAGGGUCUGUGUGAGCUUGUGUGACAGGCAUUAUUUUUUGCAGGAGAUUAUUAGCAGACUAAAACAAGGUUAAUCUAAGUGGCAGUUUUGAAAAAAAAAAAAAAAAGACCUUAAAAUAUGAUAGGAAAUUUGUGUUUUAAAAAAUAGCUGUGAAUGACUUUGAUGGAGCAAGAAGGGAAAUCAAGCAGAGUGACAAAGAGAAACUGUGCAUGUGCAUGCCAACAUUUGUUUUAUUUAUUUAUUUUUUUUCUAGACCACCUUACCUUUUUUAAAGUUAGCUCCAUUUCAUCCCAAAUUGGAGGAAGUGGGAGUUGAUAUGAGGAAGUACAGCAUGUAUAAGAAGUGGGGAAAAACAUGAGCGUGUAUGUAAAAGCCUUGAGUGGAGGCAUCAAGAAAUAAUAGGGUGCUGAUGAGGAAAGGCUCUCACUCUGUGAAGCAGGAAGUGGUCUCACCUUGUGUUACCAUCAGAGAUAAAGCGAGAUGAGAGACUGAGAUGGCAUGAGCGUUUUCAAGGAGGUGAGGAAAAAUAAAAGCACAGAGAAAGAUGAAAGCACACCAGCCUCAAGGGAAAAAGUGGAUGUUUACCAUUUCACCAAAGUGACAAACGUAGCACUGCUUUUAUUCAAUACUUUUUUUUUGUUUUUAUUGCCAAGACCUUGCUGCUUGUAGAGUCUUUGGAAUUUGUUUUCAAAGAAUGUCAUUUUGAAAAGACUGUAGAUCUUUUUUUUUUAUUAUUAUUAUUUUACAUUUGUUGUUUUUCUUUCUACUUUUUUAUAUUUACACAUUCUUAUUUCCUGCAUACGCCUAAAAAUGGGAUUUAAUGUGUAUAUUACACGUUUUGGAUGGACUGCUCAUACAAAUCCAGAUUUUUAUUUUCCGAAUGACUUUCCGAGUGAACUCAAAAAAAGCGAAACACGAACACGGCAAUCAGGAAAGACAGGCUAGCUGUGAGUGAACAAAUGAUUUUUAUUUUAUUUUAUUUUAUUUUAUUCCCUCAUUUUAUCCUGGGCCUGAGAGAAUUCCCUGCUAUGUUUGUGAUACG